GUGGGCAUUGCAAAAGGAGGCGAGAAGGAGAGCUUUCCACAGAUAGAGCGAGAGAGAGAAAGAGAGAGAGAGAGAAGGCAGAGGGAGAGUCAGUAUUACACAGUACAGAGACAUUCAGCAAUAGAACAGGCAAUGCAUACACUCAGGUAGACUGUGCUUGAGCCAGUGCAUUUAUCUGCCUGCCUGUGUGUGUGAGAGAGAAAGAGAGCUCAGUGCGUUUCCACGGUUGUCCUGAGGCCGUGGCAGCCAUGGCAUCAGAGGCAAACACCCAGUCCAGUGUGAUGUUCCAGACCUCGGACAAAGUGGCGGAGCCAGGACACCGAAAGCUGGGCAAGCUGACCGUCAAGUACAAUCGCAAGGAUCUGCAAAGGAGGCUGAAUAUCGAGGAGUGGAUAGACGAGCAACUGCACCUGCUCUUUGACUGUGAGGAAGAAGACAUCCCAGAGCUGGAGAUUGACAUAGACGAGCUCUUGGAACUAUCAGAUGAAGGGCAAAGACUUCGACUCCAGGAGUUGUUGCAGGAAUGCGGGAAGCCAAUAGAGGAUUUUGUCAACGAGCUGCUCUAUAGGAUAAAGGGACUACGUAAAAUGUCAGGCCCGUUGAAGAAGUAGUUGCUGUUGGUCAAUUAAGAACAACAACACAUCGGGACAAUAGGUUUUGAUUUGUUUACUAUUUGGAGGCCGGGGCUUGUGGUUCACAUGUAUUGGGAGUCUUCCUUUCCUCUUACCAGGUCAGCCUCAAUUAUUACAACACCAAAGCAGUUUUAUCAAUAUUUUAUCUAUUCAAUAAACUUUAAAAAUCGGAUUUGUGAAUUGCUAUGACAUCAUGUCUCCUCUGGAUAUAGUACUGUAAUGCACAUCUUAUGAAAGCUGUACUUAC
Entelurus aequoreus (snake pipefish) is the source of this 879-nucleotide messenger RNA. RefSeq names its product protein phosphatase 1 regulatory inhibitor subunit 14D (gene ppp1r14d). The record is from RefSeq and is a predicted model, not a curated record. NCBI's taxonomy places the organism in Eukaryota, Metazoa, Chordata, Actinopteri, Syngnathiformes, Syngnathidae. The transcript has 4 exons. Gene Ontology annotation, biological process: regulation of phosphorylation. The coding region runs from base 249 to 611 and encodes 120 amino acids. Gene Ontology annotation, cellular component: cytoplasm. Gene Ontology annotation, molecular function: protein serine/threonine phosphatase inhibitor activity.